AUGGCCUUCGCCGUGGUGCAGGCGCCGGAGUGCGUCGCCGCUUCGUCCGCGGACGCCAGCAGCUCGCACGCGAUGAAGCUGCCCGCGGCCGCCGGCAUGGCCGGCGCCGCCGCCGGCGAGGAGGGUGAGCCCUGCGGGCAGGCCGAGCCCGGCGGCGACGCGGCCCCGGUGGUGGCGCUGCCCUCUCGCGAGGAGGUGGCCGAGGAGGAGCUCGCCAUCGGCAGCGACGCGGAGACGCCGGUGCCAGCGCAGCGCAGGCGCCGCGGCAGAGGGCUGCUGCCCGAGUGCGCGGACCCCGCGGCGGCGCCGCAGUGCCCGAGGACGUGCCUGGCCGGCGCGGGGGUGCACGGGCAGGAGCGCCCGCGCAGGUGGACCGUCGGCGACGCGGGCCACGAGGACGAGCUCGCGAGUCCCUGGGCCCAGCCGGGCACCAACAAGCUGCACGCCGGCGCCACGCCCAUCCUGGAGGGCAUCGGCGCGGAGCUCCGACAGCUUGCGUGUCUGUGCCGCUUCGCCUCCCUCUGCAUCCUGCCGAUCUCGGGGGUCGCGCACCGGCUGUGCGCCACCGCCGAGGUCCUCGACGCUCCCCUGGGCACCUCGGGCAGCCUGCCGCCGACCCAGACCAUCCUGCGGGCGCCCCGCACGGCCAGGGUCAGCGCGUACGGCGGGCCUCCGCCGGACGUGGUGGACAUCCACUUCAUGGACGGCGAGACGGUGGAGGUCUUGAAGGACGACGGCGACAGCUGGGUGGAGGCCACGGUGGAGUGCACCUUCACGUGCGACUCCUUCGACGAGCUGGAUGGGCAGGUGUACAGCAUCCCGAAGGGCACCGUGAAAGUGAGCUGCGACUUGGGCAUCAAGUUCGUGAUGUCCCACGAGGUGUUUACCCUGCUGCGCAAGAAGGUGGAGGACAGCAGCAUUCCGAAGCUGCCGGGGCACCUGCAGGUGUCGCAGCAACUGGGCGAGGGCGCCUAUGGGGAAGUGUUCCUCUGCGACGACACGACGGGCGCCUAUGGCCCGGACGGGUCGCAGGUUGCCGUCAAGUGGGUCCGGGACUUCACCCGCGACCCGCUCUUCGGGAAGCGAGUGUUGCGAGAGCUCCGCGUCCUUGCCGCCAUGGACCACCCGAACUUGCUGCAGCUCCUCGACGUGCUCCCGGCGCCGCGGCCAGACUUCGACGACGUCUACUUCGUCAUGCCGUACAUGCAUUGCGACCUGCACAAGGUCAUCUACUCCAAGGCGGCCCUGACGGAGGCCCACUCGCAGGCGUUCACCUGCCAGAUCUUGCGCGGGCUCAAGUACCUGCACUCUGCUGGCGUCGUUCACCGUGACCUGAAGCCCCCCAACAUCUUGGUGAACAAAGACUGCACCCUGCGCAUCGCUGACCUGGGCCUCGCCCGCGGCAGGGCCUACGAGGAGGAGGAGUUCAGCGAGUACGUCGUGACGCGCUGGUACAGGGCGCCAGAACUCAUGCUCUUCCCCUCCGGCUACUUCGAGGCCAUCGACUUGUGGUCCGUUGGGUGCAUUCACGUGGAAUUGCAGGCGCGCAAGCCGCUGUUUCCUGGAGAGCACACCGUCAGCAUGCUCCGGGCAAUCUCCAGCGUGCUCGGCUUCUCCAAGGAGCGCGACCUCGGCUGGAUGCCAGCGGACGGCCAGGGCCGUGAUAAGGCGCUAAGCCUCGUCACGGCCCUCGAACUCCCAGAGCGCCCCACGAAGCCGCUCGAAGAGCGGAUGCCAGGCGCCAGCGAGCUCUGCCUGGACUUCGUGCGCCAGCUGCUGACCUUCGACCCCAAUCGCCGCAUGUCUGCGGCUGACGCGGUGGCUCACGAGUACCUCGCGCGUCUCCGCGACCCCAUGGCGGAGGUCGACGCCGCGAGGCCCUUCGCGUGGGACUUCGACCGCUUCGACCCGACGGAGAGGGCGCUGAAGGACAGGGUCUACGCAGAGAGCGCCAGGCACCACCCGGAGAUCCUCAGCAGGGACGCGGAGCUGAUAAAGCAGCGCGGGAUGGCGUCGAUGCUGGCGGCGUACUCGAGCCAGAAAGGCUACGUGGCGCCCCCGUCGCGGGCCCCCCGGCCUCGAAGCGAGGCUGGGACUCCCGUGGCGUCGAGAUCGAGCGGCGAUUGCGCCAGCACGGAACGCGCGGUGUGGCUGUGAGCACAAUGCUAGAGCGUGGUGGCGAGGGAAGGGACAGACAGACCAUGGGCAGCGGACACUUAAUUCGAGAAUCAAGCAUAGGAGACGGGGCAGUGCAUGAAACUUUCGUAAUUCGGAUGUUCUUUAAUUUGCAAAAUGGGUUGGCCAGCAUACCAACAUGUCCCUUGAUUGGGAGACGGGCGUAGCCUGCAGCCCAAAUUCUUGCACUUGUUUCGGGCAAGCCCACAUUUGAAACUCGUUGCCUCCAUCCCUCUCUGCAUCUCAAUGCUCAUUCCUUCUUUUGGUGUGUCUCUUCCGUUGUGCUGCGGCCGUGGAGACGCAGCGCUGGGUCAUGCGGAA
Messenger RNA from Prorocentrum cordatum, 2496 nucleotides. The record is from the annotation of a GenBank genome assembly. NCBI's taxonomy places the organism in Eukaryota, Dinophyceae, Prorocentrales, Prorocentraceae.